CAACACGUCACCAUUUAUUACGCAAUAAAGCAUUUCCUAAACAUGAAUUACAAAAAUCAAAUAACUUUAUUGAAGCGUUCGAAAUCUCUGUGUUCAUUAAACGAGUACGGUGGAGUAAAAGACGCGUGUUUCGUCGACUAUCAACGGUAUAGCCGGUCAGUAAGCGAGUCGUCAGAGAACCCCGGCCAUGAUUACGAGUCAGAACCCGCGGAGAAACACAACGACGGGAUUAGCGAAGAAAUAGGGGUGUUGGAAAAGAAAAUUGAUAAAUUAAGCGAUUUGUUCCUGGAGCAAUGUCGACUAUUAACGGAGCUAAAAGAAGACAUUCACUAUUCCAAGAGCAUUAUUGAGAAGUCGGAGAGCGAGCAGAACGAUUUAAUAUCAGAGCUGCUCAAGAAAAUUGUUGCUGAAGUUGGAAGACAAGAGCCGGUGGCAGAACAGCGACGUGGGUUCAAUGAUCGCGCGCGCAGCCUUCUUGACGCCAUCGAGGCCAGACCGGCCUUCUGCCUUGAUCACGAAAUCAGGGAUGCCCUUAUCGACUUCCUUCAGAGUGACGAGCUGAAAAGCCACAUGGUGACUGCCACGAUGGAGUCGGUGAAAGACAUGAUCCGCGAAAACUUCAGCUACGAGGUGACAAGUGUUUAUCUGCCGCUGCUACGGCGCUCGCAGCGGAGACUGGCUCGCAGGGUCACUAGGGUUCUAGAGGAGGGAUUCUUAGAACUGGAAGCGAACACGGCAUCGUUCUCGAGCUCGGUGUAUCGCAUAUCGCGGUCGCUAAGGCGCGCGCUAGAGAGGCAUCAUUGGCUGUUAGAAGAGGCUGGACCUCGCUGCAGGAUGCGAUUCACUCAGCUACGAAGCAUUAUAGAAGGAGUGCUACAAAAAGAAGUGCAGCAGUGGCAAAGCGAAGCCCUGAGCACUGUUUGCGUGCCUGCCGUGCAGGACGUCCCGGAUUGGAUGGAAGUGGAAGAGCCCGCGCCGCAGUUCGAGUUCCCGCUCAGUCCCCCGCAACCCGCGGACCCUGAACGGUCCAUAAUAGAUCAAUUGAUGAAAACAGCAGAGAUUAAUAAGCAAAUCGAAGAUGGCGAUGUAAACGGAUCGUUCGAGCGCGCUUUGUCCGCCGGCGAUUUGUCGCUGGUGGUGGCGGCGUGUCGCGCAGCAGACCCGGCACAAGUCUUCACACCCUGUCGUCUGACACAGACUGUGCUUCUUUCACUUGCGCAGCAGCUUGCCACGGACAUGGUCCACGAGACACAACUCAAGUGCAGAUAUCUCGAAGAAACGUUAAUAAACUUGGACCCGGUACACCCAGCUACGUGUACCUAUCUGCCUCUCGUCGUUAGUGAGAUUCGAAAGCACCUUAACAACUUUCUCGCCAAGUUUCCAAGCCAUGUCGCUCGCCGCAGAAUCACACUGAUUGUGAUGGCGGCCAAUAAUCUUUUAAAAUAA
Messenger RNA from Hyposmocoma kahamanoa, 1446 nucleotides. Its product is annotated as enhancer of mRNA-decapping protein 4-like. The record is from RefSeq and is a predicted model, not a curated record. Gene Ontology annotation, biological process: deadenylation-independent decapping of nuclear-transcribed mRNA. Gene Ontology annotation, cellular component: P-body. The coding region runs from base 43 to 1446 and encodes 467 amino acids. The transcript has 8 exons. NCBI's taxonomy places the organism in Eukaryota, Metazoa, Arthropoda, Insecta, Lepidoptera, Cosmopterigidae.